CUUUAUGACGCUGCAACAAACUGAGCGACGCGCUCAGUACGCGAGCAACCGUGAGCCCGCUUUUAUGCACGCGUUUUUUGUCGCCUGUCGCGUGGCGACAAAAAACGCGUCGUUUUCUCAACGCAUUGUCUUGUAUGUAGCCAUUUAUGCAUCAACGACGGUGAGCCGCUCGAUGCCCGUGUCGCGGCGUUCUCAAAUUUGGUCGCCUGGAAUUUGAGAACGCGUGGCGACAGGCGUUUUGAACUCAUUCUCAGUUGGUGGG
Molecule: messenger RNA, 262 nt
Organism: Acanthoscelides obtectus
Lineage: Eukaryota; Metazoa; Arthropoda; Insecta; Coleoptera; Chrysomelidae
Source: the annotation of a GenBank genome assembly